ACCGCAUCUUCCUCGCCAUCAACUCUGGAGAGCCGCCGGCGGAGGCAGGGACCCGAAGUUGCGGCCAGCCCGGGUGGAAAGUAGCAGCAAGGCGGAAGGGGCCGGAGCCUCGUAGGCACAGCCCGGCCCAGCCGAGCAGGGCCGGCUGCAGCCCCCUGGCUGGGGCAGAGCCAGGCGGCCCCGAGGCAGCUGCCGCCGCCCUCAGCCCCGCCGGAUUCACUGCGAAAAGAAGCAAUAUGCAAAGUGGAAGGAAACCUGAAACUGCUUUUUUAACAGAAAAGUACUGGCUUUCUCUCUCUUUCACAUGUUUUCCUUUUGCUUCAUAAUGGAAGGAUCAGAGUUAUCUGAAUCGUUUGGGCAAAAUUUGGGCAUCACUGGCUGAAGAUAGGAUGAAAGAAGACUUGAAAAUACAUCAGUACCCUAUGACUAUUAAUUCAGAUGUACCUUUCACAAGCAGAGGGGAAUAGUGGUUAAAAGCAGUGCAGUUUCAUCGAAAGGAGCUAAUGGAGAGUCUGUGUUGAUUUUUUUAAUUUUUAUUUUUUUUCCUUCCCACUCUCUCAUGAAUCCCAAAAGAGAAAGAUGGAAAAAGCGUGUAUGGCAACUGAGAUAAGGGGAAGGCUGAAGACAGUAACUUCAGUUUUGGAGUCUGUUUUUCAAGUGCUGUAAAUUCCCUAUUUCAUCAAAUACAAUACAUUGUUUUGAAUAAAUUAUAUUGUUUUGCGAUCAGUGGAGUUUUUGUCAGCUCUAGAAGUGAAAUUUAAGCUGAUUCAUAAUUAAGGAAAUGUAUGGCUCCAAAUCCUUUUUUCAAGGCAAGUUUUUCAAGUUACCGAGAGAUAGUAUUUCAGUCUCUUACUGUGCAUUGUCAACCUGUAUUUUAUGUGCAUAUCUUAGAGAUUUUACAUUUUCCAUAAUUUUGGUAUUUAUGUUAUAGUGUUGUGAUUGAGAAAAUUGUGGACAGACAAGGCACCUGCAAUUUCAGUUUUUAAGAGCCUUGUUAUCUCUUUGUAGCUCAGAUUACAAGUAAUCUGAAUAUCCGUUAGAAUGCACGGUACACAUAAAGUCUUUUCUCCUAAAAUAUGCCUUAAGAUGUUCAGUUUUGUACUAACUGGACCUAAGUUUGAUAUCUGAACAUUGUGCUUUGUUAGGAAAUGUAUGUCUGGGGAAGAGGAGCUGCCUAAUGGAUCAUGGCUCUGGUGUUCACAGGACAUACUUUAAUUCUAUCAUUAAUGAUGUUUGCUGUCUUCACUUUUGAAGAAUCUGUAAGCAAUUACUCUGAUUGGAUGACUUUUGUAGAAAAUUUAGAUCAAUAUGAAAAACAGCAACUUGAAGGUCUUGGUGCUGAGCAGAAGCUGAAGAAAAUGGCUCUUCAUCCAAGCUUGUAUUUUGAUGCUGAAGAUGUCCAGUCACUGAGGCAGAAAGCUCGUACAAGCCAUUCCCAUCUAUUCAAAGCCAUCAGAAGCGCAGUGAUGGUUAUGCUGUCCAACCCAUUAUACUACCUACCUCCACCCAAGCAUGUUGAUUUUGCUGCAAAGUGGAAUGAGAUUUAUGGUAACAAUCUGCCACCUCUAGCAUUUUAUUGUUUACUGUGCCCCGAAGAUAAAGCUGCAUUUGAUUUUGUCCUAGAAUAUAUGGAUAGAAUGGCUGGCUACAAAAACUGGUUGGUUGAGAAUGCACCUGGAGAUGAAGUGCCACUCGGUCACUCCCUAACAGGAUUUGCCACUGCUUUUGACUUCUUGUAUAAUUCACUGGAAAAUGAGAGAAGGCAAAAAUACCUGGAGAAGAUAUGGUCUGUCAGUGAGGAAAUGUAUGAGUACUCAAAGGUUCGUUCCUGGGGAAAGCAGCUUCUCCAUAAUCACCAAGCAACCAAUAUGCUCGCUUUGCUUAUUGGGGCUCUAGUUGCAGGGGUGGACAAAGGGUCUCGAGCAAAUAUUUGGAAACACACUGUGGUUGAUGUGAUGGAGAAAACAAUGUUUCUGCUCAAUCAUAUUGUAGAUGGGUCUUUGGAUGAGGGAGUAGCUUAUGGGAGUUACACAGCAAAGUCAGUAACCCAAUAUGUUUUCCUGGCCCAGCGCCACUUUGGUAUUAACAACUUGGAUAAUAACUGGCUCAAAAUGCACUUUUGGUUUUACUAUGCCACCCUAUUGCCAGGCUUUCAGAGGACUGUGGGCAUAGCAGAUUCUAAUUACAACUGGUUUUAUGGUCCUGAGAGCCAGCUGGUUUUCUUGGAUAAGUUUAUAAUGAAGAAUGGAGCUGGAAACUGGCUGGCACAGCAGAUUAGAAAACACAGACCCAAGGAUGGGCCAAUGGUGCCGUCCACUGCACAGCGGUGGAGCACACUACACACUGAAUUUAUAUGGUACGCUGCUGAAAUCGCUCCACAGCCACCUCCUCACUACGGUACAGCUAAAAUGCACGUGUUUCCUAACUGGGGAGUUGUUACUUAUGGGGCUGGAUUGCCAAAUGAUCAGUCAAACACCUUUGUGUCCUUUAAGUCUGGAAAACUUGGUGGACGUGCCAUCUACGAUAUUGUUCACUUUCAACCAUAUGCCUGGAUUGAUGGGUGGAGAAGUUUCAAUCCGGGACAUGAACAUCCUGAUCAGAACUCUUUCACUUUUGCUCCCAAUGGGCAAGUGUUUGUAUCUGAGGCUCUUUAUGGACCUAAACUCAGCCACCUGAACAACGUCUUGGUCUUUGCUCCAUCUCCUACGAGCCAGUGCAACCAGCCUUGGGAGGGACAGCUUGGUGAAUGUGCCCAGUGGCUGAAGUGGAUCGGUGAUGAGGUUGGAGACUCAACCGGAGAAAUUAUAACAGCCUCCCAGGCUGGAGACAUGAUGUUUGUGAGUGGUGAGGCAGUAUCUGCUUACACAUCAGCAAUGAAAUUGAAAAGUGUGUAUCGCAUUUUGCUGCUCUUAAAUUCUCAGACAUUGUUAGUAGUAGACCAUAUUGAGAAGGAGGAAGACUCUCCUGUUAAUUCUGUCAGUGCCUUUUUUCAUAAUCUUGACAUCGAUUUUAAAUACAUACCCUAUAAGUUUAAGAACAAAUACAACGGAGCUAUGAUGGAUGUGUGGGAUGCCCACUACAAGAUGUUGUGGUUUGAUCAUCAUGGGAGUAGUCCUGUUGCUAGGAUACAGGAGGCAGAGCAAGCUGCUGAAUUCAAAAAACGAUGGACUCAGUUUGUAAAUGUUACCUUUCCAAUGAAAAACAUGCUUACGAGGAUUGUUUACCUUUUCUAUGGCCCAUAUGUCAAUGUUUCUAACUGCCGGCUCAUAGAUAAUGCAAAAUCUGGAUUUCAGAUUUCGCUCAGUGUCAACAGCACUGAAAAUACCAUCUCUGUUGUGACUGAAUAUCAGAAUUUAAAGACAAGGUUUGACUACUUGGGAUUUGGUGGUUUUGCCAAAGUAGUUCAUGAAAACAAAGUGACCAAGUUUGGUCUAGGUACUGAAUUAGUGGAAAAACAGAUAAAAAACAAUAGGGUGGUUUUCCCCUUUGGAUUCAAAGUGAACGUAAUUGCAGGGUUAAUUUUGGGUGUUAGUUUGGUCAUACUGGCUUUUCAGUGGCAGUUUUACGUAUCCUUCAGUAAAAUGUUGCGUUGGAUCCUAAUUCUGGUUGUCACACUGUGGCUUAUUGAGUUGGUGGAUGUGUGGAGCAUGUGUACUCAGCCCAUCUGUGCAAAAUGGAGCAGUGACAUGUCAAGGCUAGAACAUGAUAAAGGCAAUAAAGCCAAACAGUUAGAAGGAAACCCUGUUGUUUUACCAGAUGUUAUUGUCACUUCACUUCCUGCUUCUGGUGCAGAAAUUUUAAAGCAGCUGUUUUUCAAUAGCAGUGACUUUUUAUAUGUCAGGAUACCUACACCCUAUCUCGAAAUUCCUGUGACUGAAUUUGAAAUUGAUUCCUUUGUAGAUCCAUGUGAAUGGAAGGUUUCUGAUGUCCAGAAUGGUCAUUUUCAUCUUAUCCAGGGGUGGCUCCAGUCUCUAAUUCGAGGCACAAAGUUACAUUUACAAAACAUUCAUUUAUAUGAAGGCAGCAUAAGUAAAAUUUCUCAGCAUUCUGCGAUAAGCAAGGACAAAAAGAAGAGAUCCAAAAAGAGAGAAUCACUGUCAGAGCAAAGAAGCAGGGCAAGAGGGAGUCAAGAUAAAGAUGCUGAAUAUAUUAGGGAACUGAGAAGACAUCUCAUCUAUUAUCCUAAUGCACGGCCCGUGCUUAGUUUAAGUAGUGGGAGCUGGACGCUAAAGCUUCCCUUCUUUCAGGAAAUCCUAGGACCAUCAAUGAGAGCAUUAUAUGUAGUAAGGGACCCACGGGCAUGGAUCUAUUCCAUGUUGUACAAAAAUAAGCCAAGCCUUUAUUCCUUGAAAAAUGUUCCACAACACUUGGCUGCAAUGUUUAAAGGAGAAAAUGGUAAAGGAAAGUGUAGUGUAAAUGAAGGUUAUGCUUUUGAAUAUGAGUCAUUAAGAAAAGAACUUUCAAAUUCUAAUUCAAAUGCUGUUUCUAUGUUGUCCUAUUUAUGGCUAGCAAACACAGCAGCGGCACUGAGAAUAAAUGGGAACUUGCAGCCAAGAAAUUACCAGCUGGUCAAGUUUGAGGAUAUUGUGAGCUUUCCUCAGAAGACAGCUGAAACAGUUUUUGCUUUUCUUGGUAUUCCUCUUCCUCCUGCUAGCUUAAACCAAAUAUUAUUUGCCACCUCCACCAAUCUUUUCUAUCUUCCUUACGAAGGGGAAAUUUCACCAAGUAGCAUUCAUGCCUGGAAACAAAACAUGCCCAGUGAAGAGAUUAGACAGAUUGAAGAUAUCUGUUGUUCUGUAAUGGAUCACUUAGGAUACCCAAAGUUUAUAAAAUAAAUGCUGCAGGUCAGCUUAAAUUUGCACUAAUGAUCUCUGACUCCCAAUUUGUGGAUAAGUAUUAGAGAAGUUUGUUUAUUCUUGUAAAAUGUGUACAGUCUGCUACUUUCAGAGAGAUUAUUUUAAGAAAAGGAUAGUUGUUCUUGCAAGUGUGGGUUUUAUUUUGGUGUUUUUUAAAAAAAAUACUGGUAACUGCUUUUGCUUCCUUUAAAAAAAAAACCUGUGUGAACCUUUAUACAACUACCAACUGGGGACUCUAUAGCUCAGGGGAUUAGUAAUAGAAUAUGGAGCUUUUCACUUCCAGCUGACCAGUUUGACUGCAGCCCAAGUGAUUAGUUCUGAAAAUGCUUACCAUCUGAUGAUCAUAUGUCUGCUCAUAUGAAAAUAAACUGGUUAAACUGGCCCAGUUCUCACUGGUGAUAAUUAUACCCCCCACCGCACCAGCCCCUCCUUGACAGGUUUACUGAUUCUGUCUGCAUCUCAGUGGUCACUAUAGUGGUGCAAAAUAAACAUAAUAAGAGAUUUAAGGCUGUUCAGCAUCCCUUCAGAACAUUUGAGUGAAUCUAGCUUCUUAUUUACAGUAUCAGCAGACAGGCCCAGAACUGGAAUGGACAUGAAUAUUGAAUAUCAUUAUAGGAUUUCUUUCCUUCAGCUCAGAGAUGUGGCAGUUAAAUUGGCUUUUUUGCUUUGAUGAAAGAGAAGACUUCAUUUUCUGUGCCUGACAAUGUGGUACCCUUUGUGAGCCUGAAGUAAAGUCUCUGGAGAAAAAGAAAUGGGACAAAAUCUAAGAAACCAGCAUGCUCUCCCAAACAAGCAGUUGAAUUUGGAGAAGAUUUUGGGUAGUUUUGGCCUGCCUCAACCUAGUUUAAUUUUGAAAGUUGUUAACACCUUUGCUCCUUGCACUGCUUUAUCCUAAAUGUCUUUUCUAAGAGGUUCUGCAAGGAUUUUCUCUCUUUUGAGUGAGACUCUUCCAUCCUUCUUUCUUGUAACUGAUUUAUCUGCUGAUUCUUGUGCAUAAUUUCAUUGAGACCAGUGAAAAUAUUUGAUCUCGUUGUCAAUGGCUCAUUGUUGAUGUCUGCAUAUAAUGUCAAUCUGAGGUUUAGAAGAUCUUAAAUAAAUUUCUAGGUCUGUGUUGCUGAGGCAUGUUUUGCUUUUCUGUAUAAUGAUUUUCUGAAGGACAACCAUGGCUAACCUGAAGUCUUCUUUCAGAAGAGAGGGGAUAAACCUGAAAAUCACCUGACCCUCAGCCACCUCACAUUUGAGUGAUGUUUCCUUGCAGUAAACUAUUCCAAAGUUGUCUGAUUUUUAUCAUGAUUGGUGUUUCUUUAACAUGAUGCUUUAAUAGGCUAUUGGUUAGGAAACAGAUAGGCUUGGUAGAUGUGUCUUUGUCACAGCUUAUUUUCUUCUUGAGUCACACUCUUUGUGCAUGACCAUUAAGAAAAAAAUUUCCCAUUUCCCAAUUUAAUUUGCUCAACAUUCUUUGGAAAUGCAUGUAUAUUGUAAAUGUCUGCAGAUGUGUAAAUCAGAUCACAAAAAGACAUCUGUUUCCUUUACCAUCUGUUUCUUAUUACAAAUGGAAUUGUCUUUAAAUGCGCUUCGAUUAGUUUGUGGGAGUUUGGAUCAGAGUUUGGCUUUUUAUAUUGAAAUAUGUGAUUAAUUACGCUUUAUUUGGAUGGUAAGCAUUAGACAAUAUCAAAAAGGCAGUGAGUUUCUUUGUACAGAUUACAGGUACC
Molecule: messenger RNA, 6568 nt
Organism: Apus apus (common swift)
Lineage: Eukaryota; Metazoa; Chordata; Aves; Apodiformes; Apodidae
Gene: DSEL
Product: dermatan sulfate epimerase like
Exons: 2
Coding region: 1185-4835 (1216 amino acids)
Molecular function (GO): sulfotransferase activity; chondroitin-glucuronate 5-epimerase activity
Source: RefSeq, a predicted model, not a curated record